AUGUCCGACAAUGCGAAAACCUUCGAGAAAGCAGCUAAAACCUUCCAGAAGAUCUUCCGCGAUCCGCUAAUUCUGCGACAGCUAUCCGAUCAGCAGGUCGAAUGGCGUUUCAUCCCGAAACGCGCUCCUUGGUACGGAGGUUUCUGGGAGAGACUUGUGGGAAUAACAAAGGAAUCUCUAGCUAAAAUCCUUGAACGCAGCAAACCUACUUUCAAUGCUUUCCGAGCACUAGUUGCAGAUGCCGAGUUCAUACUAAACGAUCGCCCACUCGAAGAGUCCUCAAGCCAAGUCGGAGAUGAGGAGUCCCUCUGUCCAGCACAUUUGAUGUAUGGUAGACGUCUCAACACUUUACCGUACAAUGAAGAGCUGGCGGAGGAAACUUUAGAUUCGUCUUACGCUGAAAGACCGAAUGAAUUGAAAAAGGCUCUCGUCAGACAUCAAACACUCUUAAAACAAUUUGAGAAACGAUUCAUAAAUUCUUAUCUUCCAGCUCUCAGGGAAUAUCAUCAGGCCACCAAGAAGGAUCAAGCUACCGUUAUCAAAGAGAGAGAUGUAGUCCUAAUACACGACGAGAAACCGAGAAAAGAAUGGAAGCUUGCGGUGGUCGAGAAUCUUAUCCGGAGUUGCGAUGGAUAG
This is a messenger RNA of Daphnia magna, 636 nucleotides long. RefSeq lists its product as uncharacterized. The record is from RefSeq and is a predicted model, not a curated record. The coding region runs from base 1 to 636 and encodes 211 amino acids. Gene Ontology annotation, molecular function: nucleic acid binding. The transcript has a single exon. NCBI's taxonomy places the organism in Eukaryota, Metazoa, Arthropoda, Branchiopoda, Diplostraca, Daphniidae.